CGGAAGGUGGGGCGUGGGUUAGGUGGCUGCUGGGCUCGCGGGGCGCAGGCCGCCGGGCCGGAGCCGGGGGAAGCGAGCUAGCGGAGGCACCGAGGAUCCGAUUCACUCGCUGGGGAGACCUAUGGGCCGAAGCCGUGUAAAUGCGUUUUAAGCAGGGGCCUCGGCUCCCCAACUGCCACUCCUCUUCGGGGUGUCGCACAAGUUUCGAGGUCACCGGCGACCCCCCCUAGCAGCGCACCUGGCUCUGGCCCCCCCGAAGGAGGACGGGCUUGUGUGUUGCAUACUUUCUAAGGCGGUGGCCAAGGCAGCCAGCAGCACCAAGGCAGCGGUUCCAUCCAGCCCGUGGGCUCCUCCUGCUCGGCAUGGCUGGCUACCUGAGUGAAUCGGACUUUGUGAUGGUGGAGGAGGGCGUCAGCACUCGAGACCUGCUGGAGGAGCUCACUCUGGGGGCCUCACAGGCCACCACGGGCAAGGUGGCUGCCUUCUUCAUGGCCGACCUAGGUGCUGUAGUGAGGAAGCACUUCUGCUUUCUGAAGUACCUACCUCGAGUCCGCCCCUUUUAUGCUGUCAAGUGCAACAGCAGCCUGGGUGUGCUGAAGGUCCUGGCUGAGCUGGGGCUGGGCUUCAGCUGUGCUAACAAGGCAGAGAUGGAGUUGGUCCGGCAUAUCGGUGUCCCUGUCAAUAAGAUCAUCUGUGCCAACCCCUGUAAGCAAAUUGCACAGAUCAAGUAUGCUGCCAAGCACGGGGUGCAGCUGCUGAGCUUCGACAAUGAGGUGGAGCUGGCCAAGGUGGUCAAGAGCCACCCCAGUGCCAAGAUGGUUCUGUGCAUUGCCACCCAGGACUCCCAUUCCCUGAGCCAACUGAGCCUGAGGUUCGGAGCUUCGCUGAAAUCCUGCAGACUUCUGCUUGAAAACGCCAAGAAGAGCCACGUGGAGGUGGUGGGUGUGAGUUUUCACAUUGGCAAUGGCUGUCCUGACCCUCAGGCCUACGCUCAGUCGAUUGCAGAUGCCCGGCUUGUGUUUCAAAUGGGUGCUGAGCUGGGCCACACGAUGAACAUUCUGGACCUUGGUGGCGGCUUCCCUGGCUUAGAGGGAGCCAAAGUGAAAUUUGAAGAGAUUGCCUCCGUGAUCAACUCAGCCUUGGAUCUGUACUUCCCCGAGGGCUGUGGUGUGGACAUCCUUGCUGAGCUGGGCCGUUACUACGUGACCUCCGCCUUCACUGUGGCUGUCAGCAUCGCUGCCAAGAAGGAGGUUCUUCUGGACCAGCCCAGCAGGGAGGAGGAAACCAGUUCAGCCCUCAAGACCAUCGUGUACCACCUUGAUGAAGGCGUGUAUGGGAUUUUCAACUCAGUCCUGUUUGAUGACACCUGCCCCACCCCCACCCUGCAGAAGAAGCCAUCCACGGAUCAACCACUGUACAACAGCAGCCUGUGGGGCCCAGCAGUUGAUGGCUGUGACUGUGUGGCCGAGGGCCUGUGGCUGCCGCAACUACACGUAGGGGACUGGCUGGUCUUUGACAACAUGGGAGCCUACACCAUGGACACAAAGUUCCUCCUUGGGGAGAUCCAGGCCUACAGAAUCACUUAUGCUAUGUCCCGGGUAGCCUGGGAAGCACUUCGAAGGCAACUGUUGCCUGCAGAAGAUGACCAGGAUGCUGAGGGCGUGUGCAAGCCUCUGUCCUGUGGCUGGGAGAUCACAGACACCUUGUGUGUGGGCCCUGUCUUCACCCCAGCGAGCAUCAUGUGAGCAGGCCUCCCCCCCAACCCCCUGGAGAACCCCAGCAGGAUCAUGGAGAUGCCUUGGGAGAGGUGGGCAAGGCAGCAAGCUGGCAUCCUCUGACCAGGACGCUGGUGCUUGCUCUGUCACCCACAUUUCACCUGUCGUGUUUUUGCCCUGUAAAUAGGACCAGUCUUACACUUGCUGUAGUUCAAGUAUGCAACAUAAAUCCUGUCCCUUCUAGUUGUGUCUUCCUCCUCUGCAGCGCAAGGGGCCUGGUCAGCCAGGUGUGGGGUGUUCUUGGGGUCUCCUUGGUCUCCUUCUCACCUUGGUAAAUAUGAAGCAAAUAAAUAUUUAGGUUUUUUAAUACU
Messenger RNA from Nannospalax galili (Upper Galilee mountains blind mole rat), 2086 nucleotides. It is a transcript of the gene Azin2, whose product is annotated as antizyme inhibitor 2. Gene Ontology annotation, molecular function: ornithine decarboxylase activator activity; catalytic activity. The transcript is spliced from 11 exons. Gene Ontology annotation, biological process: positive regulation of polyamine transmembrane transport; negative regulation of protein catabolic process; positive regulation of catalytic activity. Bases 363 to 1745 code for a protein of 460 amino acids. Lineage: Eukaryota; Metazoa; Chordata; Mammalia; Rodentia; Spalacidae. The record is from RefSeq and is a predicted model, not a curated record. Gene Ontology annotation, cellular component: cytoplasm.